Molecule: messenger RNA, 1755 nt
Organism: Coturnix japonica (Japanese quail)
Lineage: Eukaryota; Metazoa; Chordata; Aves; Galliformes; Phasianidae
Gene: CDK5R2
Product: cyclin dependent kinase 5 regulatory subunit 2
Biological process (GO): brain development; axon guidance
Cellular component (GO): growth cone; cytoplasm; protein kinase 5 complex
Molecular function (GO): protein kinase binding; cyclin-dependent protein serine/threonine kinase activator activity
Source: RefSeq, a predicted model, not a curated record
GUCACGGCGGGACGGCCGCCGCCCAGAGGAACCGCGCCGGUCCAACCCCCCCCCACCACCACCCGCCGGCGAGGGGGCGGGCAUCACCGGAGCCCGGUGCGGAGCCGAUUGGCUGUCGGAGGGGAGGCGGGGAGCGGCGGGGCGGCGGCUGGGCUGCAGCGAAGGGCGCGGAGCCCAGAGCGGGCGCGGCGGAGCAUCCUUCGGGCACCGCGGCCCCGGUGCGGGCCGCUUCCCCCGCAGCACCUCGGCCUCCUAUGGGCGGUGCCGGCGUCCCGGCCCCCACACGCCCGUCCCGCUCGGCGUUAGCAUGGGCACGGUGCUUUCCCUGUCCCCCGCCGCCUCCUCGGGCAAGGGCGGCGGCGGCGGCGGGGGGCUGCUGGCCGACAAGGCUCCGGGCAGGCUGCCGGGAAAGGGCGAGAGCCGGCUGAAGAGGCCCGGGGUGCUCAUCUCGGCGCUCACCUGGAAGCGGCUGGUAGCCGCCUCGGCCAAGAAGAAGAAAAGCACCAAGAAGGUGACGCCGAAACCCGGUGGAGUGCCCCCCCCCGGGGCCCAGCCCGACCCGCUGGUGGUGCAGCGUAACCGCGAGAACUUGCGCAAAUCGCUGGGAGGGCCGUCCGACGGAGCCAAGCAGGGCCCGCUGGCCGUGCCGGUGCCCACCGUGCCCUCGGCGCCUCAGGAGCUGCACCCCGGCUCCGGUGGGGGAAAACCGCCGCCGCCCCCCGGUAGCCGCGCCCCGGGCUCGCCGCGCCGCGUGGUCGUGCAGGCGUCCACCGGAGAGCUGCUGCGCUGCCUGGGGGACUUCGUGUGCCGCCGCUGCUACCGUCUGAAGGAGCUGAGCCCCGGCGAGCUCAUCUCCUGGUUCCGCAGUGUGGACCGCUCGCUGCUGCUGCAGGGCUGGCAGGACCAGGGCUUCAUCACCCCGGCCAACCUGGUGUUCGUGUACCUGCUGUGCCGGGAGGCUCUGCGGGGAGAAGACAUCGGGAGCCAGGCCGAGCUGCAGGCCGCCUUCCUCACCUGCCUCUAUCUCGCCUACUCCUACAUGGGCAACGAGAUCUCCUACCCGCUGAAGCCCUUCCUGGUGGAGGGCGACAAGGGCCGCUUCUGGGAGCGCUGCCUGGGCAUCAUCCAGCGCCUGAGCUCCAAGAUGCUGCGAAUCAACGCGGACCCGCACUACUUCACGCAACUCUUCCAGGACCUCAAGAGCGAGGGCGAGGGAGGAGACGGGUCCAAGCACUGGACGAUCAGCCUGGACCGCUAGGGAGGUACCGGGCCCCAGGGGACGGAAGGGGCCGCGCACCGAGGGGCGGGGGAGGCGAAGGACUGCCGGAUCCAUCCCCACCCCAACCUUCCUCGCCUUCCCCCCUUCGCGGAGACGCUGCCUGGACCCUCCCCGCUCCGGAUCCGGCCGCUUCCCCACCCUGUCCCCUUCUGCCCUCCGGGACAUCGAGACGGAGGCGAAGAUCGGGGGGGGGGAGGGUGUUGGCCUUCCGCCUGCACGACGGGGAGGGGGAGGGCUGCCGAGGAGCGGAGGCUCUCGGAUAUGUUUUCUUUAGGGAAAAACGGAGAGAGAAAAACAAAACAACGACAACAACAACGCGGUCCGGGGGGGAGGAGGGCGAGGGGGCUGCGGGGCCGGUGCGUGUCCCCGUGUUCCCCCCCAGCCGCGGGCAGCCCCACGCUACCGGAGCUGUCCGUGGUGCUGAAUCCGCCGCCGCGGCAGACGAGCAGACAAAGGGCGGCGGGGAAGGGGGGGGA